Molecule: messenger RNA, 3125 nt
Organism: Biomphalaria glabrata
Lineage: Eukaryota; Metazoa; Mollusca; Gastropoda; Planorbidae
Product: DNA polymerase eta-like
Exons: 11
Coding region: 229-2505 (758 amino acids)
Biological process (GO): response to radiation; error-prone translesion synthesis
Cellular component (GO): nucleus; replication fork; site of double-strand break
Molecular function (GO): DNA-directed DNA polymerase activity; damaged DNA binding
Source: RefSeq, a predicted model, not a curated record
UCUAGAUCUAUAUUUAUACACAAUGUUUUCAUUUUGCGGUAUUUUACAAAUUUGUUAGAUUAUUCAUUUCAAGAUAAAAGAGUUUGUUGGUAUACCAAAGACCUAAUUAAAAAAAAAAGAGACAAGAAUAAAUUUAAAAUUCAUUUUCAUAGUAGUGAGUGACUAGGUCAAAGAUCACAAAACUAUAAUUGUAACAACUAAAUUGAGUUUGAUCCUCGAAAAAACAAAAUGACGGACAGAAUAAUUGCCCUUAUUGAUAUGGAUUGCUUUUAUGUGCAAGUGGAACAAAGAUUCAAUCCAAGUCUGAAAGGGAAGCCAUGUGCAGUUGUCCAGUACAAUGCAUGGAAAGGAGGAGGUAUAAUAGCUGUAGGCUAUGAAGCUCGUGCAUUUGGAGUAACAAGACCCAUGCGUGGUGAUGAUGCUAAAGCCAAAUGUCCAGAGAUACAGUUAAUAAAAGUUCCAGAAGCUAGAGGCAAGGCUGAUCUCACAAGGUAUCGAGAGGCUGGAGCUGAAGUGAUUUCAGUCUUCAGUAAAUAUUGUUCAAGUGUUGAGCGUGCAAGCAUUGAUGAAGCUUAUCUGGAUGUCACUUCUGAGGUUGCACAAAGAAUCAAUGCAUUGAAGGGGAGUCCAAUCAAUGAGCUUCAGAUACCAAACACAUACGUUGAAGGCUAUAAUGGCCCAGAAGGAACAAAAGAAUGGCUUCAAAAGAUCUACAAGGAAAAUGAGUGUUCUGAGUGUGAAGUCAGGUUGGCAGUGGCAGCAAGUCUUGUAGAAGAAAUGAGAGCUGCCGUAUUCAAAGAAACUGGUUUCACAUGUUCAGCUGGCAUAUCUCACAACAAGAUGCUUUCCAAGUUGUCAUGUGGUAGGAAUAAACCAAAUAAACAGACAGUGCUGCCUCACUCUGCAGUGCCAACUCUGUUUUCAGUUUUACCCUUACAAAAAAUCCGUCAUUUGGGUGGAAAACUUGGUGCGUCUUUGUUAGAAAUGGGUUUGAAGACCAUGUCUGAUUUAUUACCAUUUACAGAAGAUGAACUACACAAAAAGUUUGGAGCUAAAACAGGGACAUGGCUGUACAAUGCCUGCCGUGGUUUCAACUUUGAACCUGUAUCUAUUAGAGAGUUGCCAAAGUCUAUAGGUUGUUCCAAACAGUUUGGUGGGCAACAGGCAUUAGAUACACCAGACAAGAUAAAGUUUUGGUUGUCAGAGUUGGCGCAGGAAGUUUGUGAGCGACUGAUUCGAGAUAAAGAAAAUAACAAGAGAGUUGCCAAAUGUUUGACAGUGAUAGUUGGUUUUAAUUCUUCCCACAAUUCAUCUUCCCGUGCUUGUGCUUUGGUGAAAUAUGAAGCUGAGAAGAUUGCAUCAGAUGCAUUUGCUAUGGCCAAGCAAUUUAGGACAAGCCCUGCUCAUACUCAGCAAUGGUCACCACCAUUCACUUACUUGGGCCUAUCAGCAAGCAGAUUUUCAGCAGUCGCUGGAGAUCACCAGAAUAUUGCCAGCCUGUUCGCUGCCUCUGAGUCCACCACUCAACACAAACCUGUACCAUCUGCGACAUUCUCUGAUGAAGACUAUGAUCCCACAACAUCACAGGUCAAAGAUUCAUCCCCAGGAAUGUCAGGUGUUAAAAUAAAUAAAACAGAUAAAACCAAACAAUCCAGCAACUCUUCAAGCAAGAGCACUAAGAACAUUCAGAGUUUCUUCAGUCAAAAGUCUAAACAGUUUCAGGAACCGACAGAGACUGAAGGUCACAGUUCAUCAACCAAAGCACAAACUAAUCAGGAGAAUACUGCAGUUUCAAGUGUAAAAAAUUCUCAAGCUCAUAGUUCAGUGACUAGUGUCAAAAGUGUGGAUGAGAAAAGUGAUGUGACUAGUCUAAAGAAUGUUCCUAGUCACAGUACACCGCCUAGUAAGGAAAAUGCUAAAGAUCCACCUGUGCUAAGUAGUCAGUCGCCAAAAGGAUUCUUUGCUCGCAAAUUAAGAGCUAUUAAAAAUGGGAAAGGCAGUGUCCCUCAAACCUUACCUGGCAGUGUCCCUGAAACCUUACCUGGCAGUGUCCCUCAGAUCUUACCUGAAAGAAACAAAGAAUCUUCCACCGAGUCAGAGAAAGAGCUAACAGCUAGUGAAGUAAUGAUGGAACAAGCUACAGACAGAGUCUCUGCACAUUCCCCAUCAGAUAUAAGCAAUGGUCACUCUGAACAAGGCUCUUCGGCUCAUAAACCUACAAGCACUGCCAAUGCAGAUAACAGUGAAGAUUACAUGACCUGUGACAAAUGUGGCCAGGUUGUCUCAAUGUGGGAUAUGCCAGAACACACAGACUAUCAUUUCGCUCUGGAUCUCCAAAAGGAGUCCAGGCAGCAAUCGUCUACUAAAACUGUAUCCCAUGGAUCCACAACAAAAAGGAAAUUCAAAAGUCCCUCCAAGAAAGCCAAGGGAGGAAAAAAGAAAAAGGAAGUUGUAGACAAAAGUAUCCAACCCUUGACCAUGUUCUUUUCUCAAAUCAUCAAUUGACUAUUUUUGAGAGCUUACAAUUAAUUUAUUUAUCUUCUGAGAAAUGCAAUUUUAUUUAUCAAAUUUUUUCUAAAACUUAAGAAUCAUACUAAAAAGAAAUAUUUUAAAUUGACCAUUGUCACAGGAUUUCUUAAAUCAUUAAGAAACUUUGGUUUUAAAGUCUUACAAAUACUUUAUACUUGUACAUCUCAUUUUAAUAUACAUUUGUUUGUAAUUGAGAUUAUGUUGCACAAGUUUGGACAAAGAAGUUAUCCUUGUGAAAUUCUUGACUAUUAAAAAUUAAUGUAAAUGUAAGCAGAUGAGACAAUCUUUUAAAAGUUAAUUUGCUGGAUAAAACUCUGACAUCAUUGUGACAAUGGCAAAGUUUUAUUUAUGGGCAUCAUUUUAACCUACCCCCUAGUUUCUACUUUAAAAUUGCAUGACAAGUGAUUGGAGAUAGAGACAGUUUAUUUUUUAUUAGGGAUGAAAGUUACAUGAAAGGCAUAAAGAUUUAUUUCAAUAACCCACAACCUAUAUAACUGCUUAAAGUUUUGUUUCUAUAUUUUUGAUAUGUGAUAUUUUACAUGUAACAAACGUUUCAAUAAAUUGUUUAUACAAAUAAAAUAUUUCCACGUGAUUUA